This is a messenger RNA of Penicillium verhagenii, 615 nucleotides long. Its product is annotated as HAD family hydrolase. Lineage: Eukaryota; Fungi; Ascomycota; Eurotiomycetes; Eurotiales; Aspergillaceae. The record is from RefSeq and is a predicted model, not a curated record. The transcript has a single exon. The coding region runs from base 1 to 615 and encodes 204 amino acids.
AUGACAUCCUACAAAGCCAUUAUUUUCGAUAUGGGUGAUGUUCUUUUCCAAUGGAAACCCCAAAUGAAAACCAAAAUCUCUGUGGAUAUUCUGAAAGCCAUCGUCCAGUCAGACCUGUGGUAUGACUACGAACGAGGCCAAAUGAGCGCAGCCGAAUGCUAUCAGCAGCUGAGCGAAACGUACGGCGUCUCACAAGAGGAGAUUGCAUCGACAUUCCAUCAGAGUACGAGCUGUUUGACGCCCAAUCCAAUAAUGGCUGAGUUGCUGCAUGAGCUGAAAAGUCGUGGAUUCGCAAUCUACAUGAUGACGAAUAUUCCGCAGCUCGACUUUGACCAGCUGCGGUCCAUGGAAUAUGACUGGCAUUUGUUUGACAGAAUAUUUGCCUCGGGCUACUUGGGAAUGCGCAAGCCGGAUCGGUGCUUUUACGAACACGUUGUGAAAGAGAUUGGUGUGACGGGGGCCGAGGCAAUCUUUGUUGACGACAAGAAGGAAAAUGUGGUGGCGGCGCAAGAUGUGGGUAUGACUGGCUUCCUGUUCAAGGGUGCGGAGGCUAGUCAAUUUUGUGGAGAGCUGAAGGUUUUGCUAGCUGGAGUUCCUGCAGAGAUUUCUGAAUAG